Molecule: messenger RNA, 780 nt
Organism: Arachis duranensis
Lineage: Eukaryota; Viridiplantae; Streptophyta; Magnoliopsida; Fabales; Fabaceae
Exons: 3
Coding region: 1-780 (259 amino acids)
Source: RefSeq, a predicted model, not a curated record
AUGGGAUUUGGACGAAGAUGGAUGACUUGGGUAAUGGAAUGUGUUAGUACGUGUUCUAUGUCAGUGUUGAUAAACGGCUCGCCUUCUAAGCCAUUCAAGAUGGAACGGGGGUUGCGACAAGGAGAUCCUCUGUCCCCAUUUUUAUUUGUUCUGGUUGUUGAUGUCCUGCAUAUGAUGAUUGAAGAGGCUAUUAGGAACGGUCGCAUAUUUUCGUUGUUGGUUGGAAGAGAUCUUAUAGAGUUGUCGCAUCUUCAGUUUGCAGAUGAUACUAUUUUGUUCUAUCCACCUGAGGAAGAGACAAUUAAAAACUACAGGAGACUGCUUCGUUGCUUUAAGUUGAUUGUGCUGGGUUGUAAGGUAGCCACUCUUCCAGUUAAAUAUCUGGGUAUCUCAUUAGGAGCAAAUCCGAGCCUCCCGGUUUAUUAUUUGAGCUUAUACAAGAUGCCGAAAGCUGUUCCAGAGAAGUUGAUAUCUUUGCAAAGACAAUUUCUAUGGAGUAAGGAGGACAAGAGGAAUGGUAUGGUUUUGGUCAAGUGGGAAGUGGUGCAGGAUCCUAAAAGGUUAGGUGGUUUGAAAGUUGGGAAUGCUUUGGUCCGCAACACAGCACUCCUGUUUAAGUGGUGGUGGGGCUUUUCAAAGGAGGAGUGUCCGCUGUGGAAGAAGGUGAUUUGUUCCUGCAAUAAUCUGAAUCCGAAUGUGCCUCUGUCCACCCAGGAAUUACCUGUUCGGGGGGUCCGUGGAGAGACAUUUGUCAACUGCAGUUUGCGAAUCAAGAAUUGA